Phycomyces blakesleeanus NRRL 1555(-) is the source of this 444-nucleotide messenger RNA. RefSeq lists its product as hypothetical. The transcript is spliced from 4 exons. NCBI's taxonomy places the organism in Eukaryota, Fungi, Mucoromycota, Mucoromycetes, Mucorales, Phycomycetaceae. The record is from RefSeq and is a predicted model, not a curated record. The coding region runs from base 1 to 444 and encodes 147 amino acids.
AUGGAAAAAGUAGAGCAUGACGGAAUCUUUGUAUCAAACAACGAUUCAACUCAUUCUCAACGAAUACUCUUCGGCAAAGACGAUUGCUCUAAUUUGUUGACGCUAUUUAAUUCAGAAUUAAAGCUAAAGCUUGAAACUGUGCCCCUUACAUUAGUCAACAUUUGGAAAGUCGUUUGUGAUACAAUCUUUUUACAAUCACUUUUUAUACUUUUAAAUAAAGAGCUCCACCAGGCUCUUCUUUUUGAUGGAGCAACGACCUUAGGGGUCUCCGACUGUAUGUUUACCACACCUAAAUGUGAUAUGGCACCUAUGAUGGUAUGCGAUUUUGCUUUUGUUUUGAGAGUUUCUACUACCGGUGUCUUUCUUACCGUUGUCCAUGCCAUACUACGCUUUAUAUUGAUGUUAAAACCCGACCCAUCAAUAAAAGCGCAGUUAGCCAAAUAG